GUAAUGUAAAUGUCAGUAAUGUAAUAUUAUAUUAUUGUAAAUGAUAAGUAAAAUAUACUAUAGUAACGGGAAAAGGUGUACAGAUGACUGUCCUAAACGACCGGACACAGGGAGGCUCAUCACUACUGGAAGGGACGGUUGAAGUCUUGGUUUACCGACGAAUCGUGAGGACCGGCGCCGGCAGUAGUUUCACAAUAGACGAGAGGGGUGUUGACGGUAAUGGACGGGGAGCUACCGGGCCUCGGGAUCACCACUUUUUUUUAGAUAAACAGAAAAUUAUGAUAUGCGACAAAAGACCGCUAAAUGUCUACAGAUAUCAGGUUAAGGAGGGGUUAGUCGCCGGAAAAGCCGACAAAAACGCCGGAUAUGCCUUGAAUUUGGGAGGAAAGUGGUGUCCG
Messenger RNA from Oppiella nova, 398 nucleotides. NCBI's taxonomy places the organism in Eukaryota, Metazoa, Arthropoda, Arachnida, Sarcoptiformes, Oppiidae. The record is from the annotation of a GenBank genome assembly.